This is a messenger RNA of Parastagonospora nodorum SN15, 534 nucleotides long. RefSeq lists its product as hypothetical. The transcript has 2 exons. Bases 1 to 534 code for a protein of 177 amino acids. The record is from RefSeq and is a predicted model, not a curated record. Gene Ontology annotation, cellular component: mitochondrion. NCBI's taxonomy places the organism in Eukaryota, Fungi, Ascomycota, Dothideomycetes, Pleosporales, Phaeosphaeriaceae.
AUGCUCAAGAAGUCAAGACCUGAGGUGCAACCUCUUACAGAGACAGCGCCUGAACCUCCACCACCCGAGCCCCGACCCAAGACACAGAAAGAAGAAACACUCGAGAAGGCACGCAUAGUCUUUGGCUCGAAGCUCGCCGGCCCAGCCGAACGUCGAAAAGAAAUAGACGCAGCUUCAAAGAUAAUCGCUGGCAUAACCGUGCCUCCCAAGCCCGAGGAACCGGAUAAUUGCUGCAUGUCAGGAGACGAUAUGGAGGAAUGGGCGGAGAAGAGCGCGCAGGCUAGAGCAGCCAUCCAAGCACAGCGAAACGAGGGUGUAGGAUCCGGUCAGAUGGUGGCAGGAAGUGGCGUACCAAGCCAUGUUGCCACCAGCAUGGACGACGAUGGUGGAGGGAGCGAAACGAAUUGGGACAUGGAUGCUGGAAACGACACGAGCAGCUUGUUUGACGAUAUACCCGUGGGGAUCAGGGAGUUCAUGAAGACGGAGAAGAAACUGAAGAUGCAGCAGAAGAAGGCGCAGGAGACAGUUGCAUAG